This is a messenger RNA of Puccinia graminis f. sp. tritici CRL 75-36-700-3, 3544 nucleotides long. Its product is annotated as DNA topoisomerase III. The record is from RefSeq and is a predicted model, not a curated record. Bases 1 to 3375 code for a protein of 1124 amino acids. Gene Ontology annotation, molecular function: DNA topoisomerase type I (single strand cut, ATP-independent) activity; zinc ion binding; DNA binding. The transcript has 19 exons. Gene Ontology annotation, cellular component: nucleus. Lineage: Eukaryota; Fungi; Basidiomycota; Pucciniomycetes; Pucciniales; Pucciniaceae. Gene Ontology annotation, biological process: DNA topological change.
AUGUCAUCCGCCCGCGAAUGUGUGUGGAUCUGUGUGGAUGUCACAGCGAGGCGAUGCGAGAAAGGUGUCGCGCUCGCGAUCAGGGUCGGGUUGGCUUCUCCCAAGAUCACUCUUUAUUUGGCUCAUUCGGUCAACUACAUAGAUAACAUCGGUUAUAUGGUAUCAUGCGAAUUUAACAAUCCACAGAUCUUAUGCGUCGCCGAAAAGCCCUCCAUAGCGCGUUCAGUGACGGAGAUUCUCUCAGGAAAUCAAUUCACAACGCGUCAAUCACCCAACCGAUACACGAAGAAUUUUGAUUUUCAUUAUCGAUUACCACCCUCACCACAACUCGCCGAUUUCACAGUGACCUCAGUGCUAGGACAUCUAACGUGUACCGACUUCGAUGCAGAUUACAAAGGAUGGCACAACUGUGAUCCGUUCUCGCUCUUCGAUGCACCCAUCCAUCGGUUCGUCAAUCCCGACCAUACAGGAAUCGAACGGAACCUCAAGGCCGAGGCCCGUCGGGCCGACAAGUUGAUGAUCUGGACCGAUUGCGAUAGAGAGGGGGAACAUAUCGGGUCAGAAAUCGUCUCAGUCUGUCGCGCUGUCAAACCAGGUAUCAUAGUUCUUCGGGCUAGAUUCAGUGCCAUCAUCCCUGCUCAAAUCCACAACGCGUGUCAGAAUGCAGGCCAAUUGGAUAUGAAUCAAGUCUACGCGGUCCAAGCAAGAAUGGAACUGGAUCUCCGAAUUGGAGCAGCUCUGACAAGAUGCCAAACAAUGGGUCUUCAGACUCGAUUUCAUCAACUAGCAGACAGUCUCAUCAGUUACGGACCUUGUCAAUUCCCAACAUUAGGAUUUGUCGUAGACCAGUAUGACAAAGUCAAAGCAUUUGUCGCUGAGGCAUUUUGGUACAUCCAUGUAGUCUUAGAAAGAGAUGAUUCCAAGGUCGAGUUUAAUUGGAAGCGUCAUCGUCUCUUCGAUUAUCACGCUGCUUUUGUGCUACAUGAGAUGUGUAUUGAUGAACCUGAGGCAACGGUGAAGGAUGUCAACAUCAAGCCAACUGUUAAAUGGAAGCCUUUGCCCCUUACCACAGUCGAACUGCAAAAAUCUGGGUCCAGAUUACUCCAUCUGACGCCAAAAACAGUUUUAGAUAUCGCGGAAAAACUUUACCAGAAAGGUUUAGUGAGUUAUCCACGAACCGAAACCGAUCAGUUUGAUCGUGACUUUGAUUUCAUGGGGUUGAUCGAGAAGCAAAUGAACGACUCUCAAUGGGGCGAUUUUGCAACAAGGGAUUUAAAAAAAGGGGGGGGAUUCCACACACCACAGAAUGGGGAAAAAAAGGACAUAACCCCAUCCACGAACCACCCAACAGCCCAUGCAAACAACUUGACUGCUGAUGAAAAGCGGGUCUACGACUUCAUCACCCGGCGAUACUUGGCCUGCUGCUCGAAGAAUGCCACUGGCAAGACGACCACCGUUGUCAUCGACAUUGCCGCUGAAGAAUUCACAGCCACAGGGCUCGUGAUCAUCGAGCGGAACUAUCUCGAGGUCUAUGUGUAUGAUAAAUGGAAUGGGACGCUGCUUCCCGACUUCCAGAUAGGCGAGAAAUUCAUGCCCACUUCGUGCGAGUUGAAAGAAGGCUCGACGAGCCGUCCCAACCUCUUAACUGAAGCCGACUUAGUCGGCCUGAUGGAUCGAAAUGGAAUAGGGACGGAUGCCACGAUUGCCGAACAUAUCGCAAAGAUCAUCGACAGGAACUAUGUGUUUAAGAUCCGGGAAGGGUCGACGCAAUACUUGGUUCCAUCCACAUUAGGCAUCGGACUAGUAGAAGGAUACAAUGCGAUUGGCUUAGACAAGUCGUUGAGCAAACCCCAGCUAAGACGCGAGACUGAAGAUCGAAUGUCACUGAUAUGUGAGGGCUCGAGAAGCAAAGGUGAUGUGCUCACUCAAACCAUCGACGAGUACCGCGAAGUCUUCAUCCGUACCAGAAGAGCAUUUGGUACGAUUGUGGAGCAGGUUGCGCGGUAUAUCAACUCGGCCGGUGGCCAAGAUACCAACAGCGGAGACGAGGGCGAGGGCGAUGGUUCAGAGGGUGGCGGUGAUGGGAGAGGUGGUGGCGGUGGCGGUGGUGGGAGAGGUGGAGGCGGUGGUGGUGGUGGGAGAGGUGGAGGCGGUGGCGGAGGUGGUGGUGGUGGCGGAGGAGGAGGGAAUAGCAGGGGUGGACAGGGCCGAGGAACUCGAGGCACGAGACGCGGAAGAGGGACGCGGCAAACCAAUCCCGGGGCGGGUCCAUCGAGAGGAAAUGGCCGGCCACCCACGAGCGACGACGAUAGCGAUGAUGGGGAUGAUGGUCCUAGUGGCGGUGCAACGCGAGACGGUAGAGGCACGCGUGGAGCCACCCGAGCCGGCCGAGCCACCAGAGGCACGCGCGGGUCAAAAUCUACAUCUGCAGCCGCUUCGUCCCGAAACACCACUACUUCUGCCUCCGCCACCAGGGCCGGUCGGAGUGAUAGCACCGCUCCUCUGUGUAAGUGCGGUGCUCAGACGGUCGAGCGUCCGGUCGUGAAAGAUGGUCCGAACAAGGGUCGACUCUUCUAUGGAUGUCCGAAGCCGCAAAGCGAAGGCAGUUGUGGAUUUCAAGGAUGGGCAGACGAAGGAGGUGGUGGGAAUGGUGGGACCAGCGGAAACACAUCCCGGGCCAGUGCCCAAAAGCGCCCAGCCGGGGAGGCUUCACUUGGCUUCCCCUCUUCACGCCGUCCAAAGACCAAGGAGUCUCAGGGUCCACUUCGGUGUACUUGCGACCUCGAAGCUGUUCGUAGAGUGGCUGGAAAGGACGGGCCCAACAAAGGCCGCGCCUUCUGGGUCUGCAGCAAGGUGUCUAAAGUGGCCCAAUGUAAAUUCUUCAAGUGGGAGGAUGAGUUAGAAGGGGGCGGCCCAGCUGCCGGAUCAUCGACAACUACCUCGACAUCUGCCGACAAGACCGGUUGCUUUAAAUGCGGACAACAAGGACAUUGGAGUAGCGAAUGUCCUAAUCCAUCUCAGGGAAAUAACAACAAGUCAAUCCAGCCUUCAGGGUCGAAUUACACCUGCUUCUCGUGCAACGAACAAGGCCAUCUUUCGACGACCUGUCCCAAUAAAGAUGGCCCAGUGGGCGGCAAGGGCAAAGCGGGUGGGAGCACGACGGGCCAGAAGUGUUUCCAUUGUAACCAAGUUGGCCAUUGGGCAAAUGCGUGUCCCUCGAAGAACGAUGGCUCUGCUGCUUCUUCUUCAAGGGCUAGAGGAGCAAGGCGAGGCUCGGCCACUAGACGGCCUAGGAAAAGAGCCUCUGCAACCUCCUCCAGAGCUUCUUCAAGACGCAAAAUAAACACCCCAAUGGACACUUCUGAUGAUUAUUAAUCCGCUUCCUUCUUUCCUUAUUUUGUUUUUUUUUUCGGUGUCUCUAUAAUUUAUAUGUACCUCUUUUUCUCUCCCCCCCCCCCCCCCUCGCUCUCUUUGCCCUUUGUCUCGUUCAGCUUCACCCCAAUUGCUGUACCAUAAUCGAAAGAGAAGUAGUCUUCGAUACCAU